Messenger RNA from Rotaria sordida, 1038 nucleotides. Lineage: Eukaryota; Metazoa; Rotifera; Eurotatoria; Philodinida; Philodinidae. The record is from the annotation of a GenBank genome assembly.
AUGGCAUCUGCAACAAAUUUAGAAGAAAGAUUUAAUGCAGCUGUUAAAACUAUUCAAAAUUUACCAGCUAAUGGUAUAAUUCAACCAUCGAAUUCAAUGAAAUUAACGUUUUAUGGUCUUUAUAAACAAGCGAUGUUAGGUCCGUGUAACGAUUCUCAACCAUCCUUAUUUAAUUAUGUCGCUCGAGCUAAAUGGGAAGCAUGGAAUAGAUGUCGAUCAAUGACUAAAGAACAAGCUAUGUCAGCAUAUAUUGAUGAAAUUGGAAAAAUUAUUAAAACAAUGCCUCAAACAAAUGAAGUAUUAGAAUUUACACAAUUAAUUGGAGUAUCUAAUCAAUCAGUUGAUGAUCAAUCUAAAGAAAAUGAUUUUGUUAUAGUAACGGAAAAACAGCAGCAUCAAACAACUGAAGAAAAUAUUCUUCAAUCUUCUGUGAAUGAUAUCGAUAGAAAUGAUCACAAACAAGAUUCACUUGUUAAUACUAUUAAUCCAACUGAAACUGUUGUUUCCGAUCCUGUUUUAUCACUAUCUACAUCUUCUUCCUCUUAUGCAAUAACAUCUUCUGAUAUUGAUGAAAUUUAUGAUGAUCCACCUGAUUUCAUUUCAUUGAAUCAUGAUGAGAUAACAUCAAAUAAUAAUAUUCAACAACAAUCAAUAAAUUCAACAAGAUAUUCUUCACAUGUUGAAACAAAUGUAUCAACAACAUAUUCAAUAUUACCUGUUGUAUCUAGUAUUGAUAAUAGACAUAAUACAACUAAUGAUUAUAAUAAAGCAACACAACGUGCUAUAUUAACAGCAUUGACUAAACUUCAACGAGAUAUUAAUAAUAUAUUAGAAAGACUUAAUCGAUUAGAAACAUCAACUUAUCUUCUACAACAGAAAGAAUUAUCCACUUCAUUAGAAUUAAAUUCUUCAUCACGAUGGUUACCAUUGUCCGGUUUUCGUCGAGAAAUAAUUGCAUUUAUAUUAUUUUGGCCUUUUGUUGCAUUUAUUCUUAUGCGUUUAUUUCUCCGUGCAAGAAUAAGUAUUCGUUUUCGAUGA